GAAUCGUGUUCCAAUUCUGAAGCGUGACAAGUACAACGUUACCCCUGCUAAAAAUAGAUACAUCUUAAACAGGAAGAGAAGCUCAUAGUCGAACUGCAUUGUGGGAUAGAACCCCGGUGCCGCUUCUCUCUAAAGAAUUGUAAAGAUGAUGCCCACACCGGUUAUCCUGCUUAAGGAGGGGACAGAUACGUCUCAGGGCGUCCCUCAGCUGAUCAGCAACAUCAAUGCCUGCCAGGUCAUCGCUGAGGCCGUCCGCACCACACUUGGGCCUCGCGGCAUGGACAAACUCAUGGUGGAUGGCAGAGGUAAAGCCACCAUCUCUAACGACGGGGCGACCAUUCUGAAGCUGCUGGAUGUGGUUCACCCUGCUGCCAAGACCCUGGUGGACAUUGCACGCUCCCAGGAUGCCGAGGUGGGCGACGGUACCACGUCUGUAACCCUGUUGGCAGCAGAGUUCCUGAAGCAGUUGAAGCCGUACGUGGAGGAGGGUCUCCACCCCCAGACCAUCAUCAGAGCCUUCCGCAGCGCUACGCACCUGGCCGUCAAGAAGAUCCGAGAGAUCUCUGUCACCGUCAAGAAGGACGACAAGAAAGAACAGAGGGAACUCUUGGUGAAGUGUGCUGCCACAGCCAUGAACUCCAAGCUGAUCGCAGGUCAGAAAGAGUUCUUCAGUGAGAUGGUGGUGGAGGCUGUCAUGAUGCUCGAUGAGCUGCUGCCUCUCAAGAUGAUCGGGAUCAAGAAGGUGCAGGGAGGAGCUCUGGAGGAGUCUCACCUGGUAGCUGGCGUGGCCUUCAAGAAGACGUUCUCCUACGCCGGGUUUGAGAUGCAGCCUAAACGUUACGACCAGCCCAAGAUCGCUCUGCUCAAUGUCGAGCUGGAACUGAAGGCCGAGAAGGACAAUGCAGAGGUCCGCGUCAAGUCUGUCGAGGACUACCAGGCCAUCGUAGAUGCAGAGUGGAACAUCCUCUAUGACAAGCUGGAGAAGAUCUACAAGUCAGGAGCCAAGGUGGUCCUGUCCAAGCUGCCCAUUGGAGACGUGGCCACACAGUACUUUGCUGACCGGGAUCUGUUUUGUGCUGGACGUGUUCAGGAGGAGGACCUCAAGAGGACAAUGAUGGCCUGCGGGGGCUCCAUCCAGACCAGUGUUGGCUCCAUGACAGACGAUGUCCUGGGGCGCUGUGAAGUCUUUGAGGAGGUGCAGGUUGGAGGAGAGAGGUAUAACUUCUUCAAGGGUUGUCCUCGCUCCCAUACGUGUACCAUCAUCCUGAGGGGCGGAGCCGAGCAGUUCAUGGAGGAGACGGAACGCUCUCUACACGACGCCAUCAUGAUCGUACGCAGAGCCAUCAAGAAUGACUCCAUCGUGGCUGGCGGAGGUGCGAUUGAGAUGGAACUCUCAAAGUACCUGCGUGAUUAUUCCAGAACCAUUCCUGGCAAGCAGCAGCUGCUGAUUGGAGCAUACGCUAAGGCUCUAGAGAUUAUCCCCAGACAGCUGUGUGACAACGCAGGCUUCGACGCCACCAACAUACUCAACAAGCUGCGCGCCAAGCACGCACAGGGUGGUAUGUGGUACGGUGUAGACGUGAACAAUGAGGAUAUAGCUGAUAACUACUUGGCGUGUGUGUGGGAACCCUCCAUCGUGCGUAUCAACGCACUGACCGCCGCCAGCGAGGCCGCCUGCCUCAUCCUCUCAGUGGACGAGACCAUCAAGAAUCCACGCAGUAGCGUAGAAGGGCCACCAGGGGGCGGGAGAGGCCGGGGACGUGGCAGACCCCAUGCUCACUAAGGGGGGGGGCCUGACCUCUAACCUACAGAGCCAUAGACCGACAUUCUGGCAAACUAGGUGAAAUGGGAAAGAAUCAUCCACUUUGUUACUAAAUGUUCCCAUGACAACAGCAGUCUAGAUGAGAUUCUGUUCAUUUGAAUUAGAAUGUGAUAGUCUUUGGAAUGUUUGGAACCAACAUGGCGGUUCUAUUAGAGAGGCUCUAAAUUCUAAUGGAGUUUACUGAGCGAUGUAUGUCUAUGGCUCUGGUCUAGUCUCACUUCAGUCGCCUCCAACACUUCUUACAGGAGGGGUGCAACAGCAACGGUAGUAGUGGUACUCUGGGCUCUGGCUUGGAUGGUGGUAGAAUUUGGUCCAAUUUCCCUUUUCUCUCCUUGUAAGUGAUGGCCUUGUAUGUUGUCCAGUCAUCUUAAUGCAUUAGUUGGCCAAACCAAUUCACCUGUCAUGACUAACAUCAGCCUGUGUCUUACAAACUACUAACCACAACUCUUAUUCCCUUUGUCUCACAUUGCUUCACAUUGAGAUGGUUGGAUACUUGAGCCGCCUCACCAUAAUACCAUAUUCUUGUUGUUUUUUUGCAUAUGUUUAGGAACCCCCCCCCCUCCAGCCAUUGUCUAGGACAGAGUCAAGGGUGCCAUCUUUUGUAAUGCUUGUAACUGUCACACGCACUGAGUUAGUCGAUGAUGUUGACAAUGUUUUUGUUGCUUUGUUGCUAUUUAUUAUUGGACCAUUAAAAUCAAUAAUUCUACAGCUCAA
Oncorhynchus gorbuscha (pink salmon) is the source of this 2536-nucleotide messenger RNA. It is a transcript of the gene cct7, whose product is annotated as chaperonin containing TCP1, subunit 7 (eta). Gene Ontology annotation, molecular function: ATP hydrolysis activity; ATP binding; ATP-dependent protein folding chaperone. NCBI's taxonomy places the organism in Eukaryota, Metazoa, Chordata, Actinopteri, Salmoniformes, Salmonidae. Gene Ontology annotation, biological process: protein folding. Gene Ontology annotation, cellular component: chaperonin-containing T-complex. Bases 146 to 1783 code for a protein of 545 amino acids. The record is from RefSeq and is a predicted model, not a curated record. The transcript has 13 exons.